AAAAGAAACGAAAAUGAAAGUUUAUUUCUGUAGACUUACUGUUAGACUGUGAAGCAGGAGCACCAAACCAGGAAACAAAAUGUCUGUUCGUUUCUAUGGUUGGAAAGUGCACCACGAUGGCGUCCACCACCUCAAAUCAGAACAAGAGCCACAGACUGGCAAAAAUUACAUCAUGUACCAUGGAACUAAGGUCGACACGGCGCGCACGAUCAUCCAGAGCGGCUUCCGUCAGUCUCCAAAAGGCAUGCUGGGACCCGGGGUCUACGUGAGCCGCAACCAAAAGAAAGCGGAGCGUUACCCGCUGAACGUGAACUUCAAUGACAAGGUGGUUCUGAAGCUAAGCGUUGACGUCGGGGAGGUCAAGAAAAUCGACACUGAUAACCACCCGAUGCAAAUGACCUGGCACAGUGCGGGCUACGACACGGCCUGGGUGCCACCCAAUUGCGGCAUGAAGGCGGUUCCGAGCGGUCUUGAAGAGGACUGCGUGUGGGACCCCAAGCGGAUUCAAGUCACUGAUGUUGCCCUGGCGCCCAAUUCCACCAUCUUGACAGAGCUCAGGCAGCUGAUCGCCGAUAAUGCUGAAUCUACCGGUGCUACUGCUGCUGCUUCCAGUGCCGGAACCUGUCAGCUGUGCAAGAGGAAAACAGGACCAGCGCACAUCACUCACGCCUGCUGGGGCUGCGGCAGCAACAUCUGCACUCUCAUGACCGAACACAAGUGCAAUUACUGGCAUACACAGUGAUGAAGCUGUGUAGAACACGGGGGUAAAGAAGUGGCAACAUGGGGGUAUAUGCAUAAAGAUGAAAUAAGGAAGAGGUGAUUUGGACUGCCACUACCCACCCAAAGCCAAUCAGGUUCCAGCUCCUUGCUAUGGCAUGGCAUGUAGCAAAUGUUGCUACUUAGGACUAUGUGCAAAUUUAGACUAAUCACACAUUUAUAAACAUUUAAUACAGAAGCACAGAUUUUGAUCUUGUCUCAGGUCAGUAGUGGAGUCUCCAGGCCUUAUAAGGAAAGUGUACAGGAAAGUGUAUUUUAUUGUUUAUUGUUUUUAUAAAUCACCUGUACAUUACAGAUGAGCUGGACAGAGAUCAGGAUUAUUUCUUUUAAACUCCUAUGCAAGUGUGCACUUUGUUUACAACGUCUGUGCCGAGCGAUCUGUGUUCUGCUCUUACAGUUUACACAUAAACGUGCCUGAUUUGUACUGUAUGCUAUAGUGAUACUACAACGACUGUUUAUGAAGAAGAAAUACUGAAUAUUUUCUUAUGUUCUAUAGCAAUAGCUGCCUUCAUGUACAAUCCUUGCCAUGAAAAAGUGAUUUUAUUGGGGAAUAAACAGACGUAUAACAAAACCGGUCGAGGCCGUUCUUAUUUACAG
Molecule: messenger RNA, 1374 nt
Organism: Trichomycterus rosablanca
Lineage: Eukaryota; Metazoa; Chordata; Actinopteri; Siluriformes; Trichomycteridae
Gene: gig2p
Product: grass carp reovirus (GCRV)-induced gene 2p
Exons: 2
Coding region: 80-742 (220 amino acids)
Cellular component (GO): cytoplasm
Molecular function (GO): NAD+ poly-ADP-ribosyltransferase activity
Source: RefSeq, a predicted model, not a curated record